AUGCUGGUGCCGCUGUUGCUGCAGUACCUCGAGACCCUGUCUGGACUGGUGGACAGUAACCUCAACUGUGGACCUGUGCUCACCUGGAUGGAGCUGGACAAUCAUGGCCGUCGACUGCUCCUCAGUGAGGAAGCCUCGCUCAACAUCCCUGCAGUGGCCGCCGCCCAUGUGGUCAAACGGUACACAGCCCAGGCACCAGAUGAGCUGUCCUUUGAGGUGGGAGACAUUGUCUCAGUGAUUGACAUGCCACCCACAGAGGAUCGGAGCUGGUGGCGGGGGAAGCGAGGUUUCCAGGUGGGCUUCUUCCCCAGCGAGUGUGUGGAGCUGUUCACUGAGCGACUAGGUACUGGGCUCCAGGCAGACAGCGACGGCCCCCCAUGUGGCAUCCCAGUGCCCCAGGGUGUCUCCUCUCUGACCUCAGCUGUGCCCCGGCCGCGUGGGAAACUGGCUGGCCUCCUCCGUACCUUCAUGCGCUCUCGCCCUUCGAGACAACGGCUGCGGCAGCGAGGGAUCCUGCGGCAGAGGGUGUUCGGCUGUGACCUUGGGGAGCACCUCAGCAACUCAGGCCAGGACGUACCCCAGGUGCUGCGCUGCUGCUCCGAGUUUAUCGAGGCCCACGGGGUGGUAGACGGAAUCUACCGACUCUCGGGCGUGUCCUCCAACAUCCAGAGGCUGAGGCAUGAGUUUGACAGUGAGAGGAUCCCGGAACUGUCUGGGCCUGCCUUCCUGCAGGACAUCCACAGCGUGUCCUCCCUCUGCAAGCUCUACUUCCGAGAACUGCCAAACCCCUUGCUCACCUACCAGCUCUAUGGGAAGUUCAGUGAGGCUAUGUCAGUGCCCAGAGAGGAAGAGCGCAUGGUGCGGGUACAUGAUGUCAUUCAGCAGCUGCCCCCGCCACACUACAGGACCCUGGAAUACCUGCUGAGACACUUGGCCCGCAUGGCAAGCCACAGCGCCAACACCAGCAUGCACGCCCGAAACCUGGCCAUUGUAUGGGCUCCCAACCUGCUGCGGUCCAUGGAGUUGGAGUCAGUGACACUGGGUGGAGCUGCAGCUUUCCGGGAGGUGCGGGUGCAGUCGGUGGUGGUGGAAUUCCUACUCACCCAUGUGGAUGUUCUGUUCAGUGACACGUUUGCCUCUGCUGGACUCGACCCUGCAGGCCGCUGCCUUCUCCCCAGACCCAAGUCUCUCGCAGGCAGUGGUCCCUCUACUCGCCUACUGACAUUGGAGGAAGCCCAGGCCCGCACACAGGGCCGAUUGAGGACCCCCACCGAUCCCCAAACCUCUAAGGCCCCAGCCUCCCCUGUGGACAGGAGGAAAAGGGAGAGAGGAGAGAAGCAGCGGAAGCCUGGGGGCAGUAGCUGGAAGACCUUCUUUGCACUGGGUCGGGGCCCUGGGGUUCCCCGAAUGAAACCUCUGCCCUGGCUGGGGAGCAUCCGCACCCCAUCACAGCCUUCAGGCAGCCGAGCUGAUACGGUCACAUUGCGAUCUGCCAAGAGUGAAGAAUCCCUGUCAUCCCAGGCCAGCGGGACUGGCCUCCAGAGGCUGCACAGGCUGCGGCGACCCCAUUCUAGCAGUGAUGCCUUCUCUGUGGGCCCAGCACCGGCCGGUUCCUGUGAGAGCCUGUCCUCCUCCUCCUCCUCGUCGUCGUCUUCGGAAUCCUCCUCCUCCUCAUCUUCUCAGUCCUCAGCAGCUGGGCUGGGGGCUCCUUCUGGGUCCCCCUCACACCGUACCUCAGCCUGGCUAGACGAUGGUGAUGAGCUGGAUUUCAGCCCACCCCGCUGCCUAGAGGGGUUUCGGGGGCUUGACUUUGAUCCCCUUACCUUUCGCUGCAGUAGCCCCACCCCAGGAGACCCUGCGCCUCCAGCCAGUCCUGCACCCCCAGCCCCUGCCUCCGCCUUCCCACCCAGGGCAAUCCCCCAGACUCUCUCACCCCGUGGUCCCACUAGCCCUGCCUCACCCACUGCUCUGGACAUCUCGGAACCCCUGGCUGUAUCAGUGCCACCUGCUGUGCUGGAGCUACUGGGGGCUGGGGGGACACCUGCCUCAGUCACCCCGUCACCACCCCUGCCGCCAGCCCUCAGUCCCGGCCCGGGCUUGCGUCCUCAUCUCAUCCCCAUGCUGCUGCGUGGCGCUGAGACCCAGCUGAGUGACACCUGUCAUCGGGAGAUCUGCAGCAAGCUGGCACUUCCCAGUCCCCGGGCGCCCCAGGGCCAGCAUGGUCCUGGUUUGGAUUCUCCGCUGCUACCCCCACCACUGUCCCUUUUACGUCCUGGGGGGGCCCCACCCCCACCCCCCAAGAACCCAGCACGCCUCAUGGCCCUGGCCCUGGCUGAGCGGGCUCAGCAGGUGGCCCAGAAACAGAGCCAACAGGAGCAUGGGGACACCGCCCCGGCCCCCCGCUCCCCUUUCCGCCGCUCACUGUCUCUGGAGGUGGGUGGGGAGCCCCUAGGAACCUCAGGGAGUGGGCUGUCCCCUAACCCCCUAACUCACCUGGGUGCCUGGGCCCCAGGACCUCCACCCUACCUACCAAGGCAACAAAGUGAUGGGAGCUUGGUGAGGAGCCAGAAACCCACAGGGGCCUCAAGAAGGGGACUCAGAGGCCCCGCCCAGGUUCCUACCCCUAGCUUCUUCUCCCCAGCCCCCCGGGAGUGCCUGCCGCCCUUUCUCAGGGUCCCUAAGCCAGGCUUGUACCCCCUGAGCCCUCCAUCCUUCCGGCCCAGCUCCCCAGCCCCUGUCUGGAGAAGCCCUUUGGGACCCCCUGCACCACUUGACAGGGGAGAGAACCUAUACUAUGAGAUUGGGGCUGGUGAGGGGUCUCCCUACUCUGGCCCCACCCGCUCGUGGAGCCCAUUCCGUUCCAUGCCCCCCGAUAGGCUCAAUGCCUCCUAUGGCAUGCUUGGUCAAUCGCCACCACUCCACAGGUCCCCCGACUUCCUGCUCAGUUACCCACCACCGUCAUCAUGUUUCCCCCCUGACCACCUUGGCUACUCAGUUCCCCAGCACCCUGCCCGGCGUCCAGUUAGGCCUGAACCCCUCUAUGUCAACCUCGCCCUAGGGCCCCGGGGGCCCUCGCCCGCCUCCUCCUGCUCCUCCUCCUCCCCUCCUGCCCACCCCCGAAGCCGCUCAGAUCCUGGGCCCCCAGUUCCCCGUCUCCCCCAGAAACAGCGGGCACCUUGGUGCCCCCGCACUCCUCACAGGGUACCUGGGCCCUGGGUCCCACCGGAACCUCUCGUGCUCUACAGGGCAGCCCCACCAGCCUAUGGGAGGGGGAGUGUGCACCACCGAGGGUCUUUGUAUAGAAAUGGGGGCCAGGGGAGGGAGGGGGCUGGUCCCCCACCCCCUUACCCUACUCCCAGCUGGUCCCUCCACUCUGAGGGCCAGACUCGAAGCUACUGCUGA
Chrysochloris asiatica (Cape golden mole) is the source of this 3402-nucleotide messenger RNA. It is a transcript of the gene ARHGAP33, whose product is annotated as Rho GTPase activating protein 33. NCBI's taxonomy places the organism in Eukaryota, Metazoa, Chordata, Mammalia, Afrosoricida, Chrysochloridae. Gene Ontology annotation, molecular function: protein binding; GTPase activator activity. Gene Ontology annotation, cellular component: Golgi apparatus; cell cortex; fibrillar center. The transcript is spliced from 17 exons. Gene Ontology annotation, biological process: small GTPase-mediated signal transduction. The record is from RefSeq and is a predicted model, not a curated record. The coding region runs from base 1 to 3402 and encodes 1133 amino acids.